This is a messenger RNA of Ahaetulla prasina, 1650 nucleotides long. It is a transcript of the gene STARD3NL, whose product is annotated as STARD3 N-terminal like. The record is from RefSeq and is a predicted model, not a curated record. Bases 409 to 1116 code for a protein of 235 amino acids. Lineage: Eukaryota; Metazoa; Chordata; Lepidosauria; Squamata; Colubridae. The transcript has 10 exons.
AUUAGCCGUUCCGCUACCCGUCCGGCUCCUCCCUCAAGGCCUCGGGCGGUGUGUUAUUGCCGCCAACCGGGCGUGACCUUAAUUACUGCGGGGCGGGCGGAUGGUGAGGAGUCGCUUGAGGCGGGGUCACCUCGGCAAGCUUGGCCCGCCCUCGAGAAAAGCAGAGCGGUGCGACCCGACCUGUACGGCUUCCAGACAUCGGGACAGCACUUCAAUGGCUUCGUUGGGGUGGCCCGGGGUGGAAAAGUACAGCUGAGUGUCAUCCGCGUACAGAUGGUACCUCACCCCAAAGCCACUGAUGAUCUCAUCCAGCAGUAUAUAUUGUGUAAUCAAGAGAGAAAUCUUCAAAAUGGAUUAAUCUGGUAGUAAUGUUGAAGCUGGAACAAAGCUGCUGUAACCAAAGACAGGAUGAGUUGGAUGUCAGGUGAUCAAGAAAAUGCCCAAGGCAGCAGUCUGGGUUCUCAUCCUUCUUUAAGGGAUGUUCAUUCCAUCAACCCAACCCAGCUAAUGCCAAGACUUGAGUCCUAUGAAACCCAGGGGAAAAAAGGCAUUUCUGAUGUUCGAAGGACUUUCUGUUUAUUUGUCACAUUUGACUUGUUGUUUAUAACCUUGCUGUGGAUAAUAGAAUUAAACGUAAAUGGUGGCAUUGAAAAAACACUAGAAAAAGAAGUUCUGCAUUAUGACUACCAUUAUUCAUAUUUUGAUAUCUUUCUCCUGGCAAUUUUUCGGUUCAAGAUUUUGAUACUUGCAUAUGCGCUGUGCAGACUACGGCACUGGUGGGCAAUAGCAUUUACAACUGCUGUAACCAGUGCCUUCUUAUUAAUAAAAGUAAUUGUUUCAAAGCUGUUAUCUCAGGGUGCUUUUGGCUAUGUGUUACCUAUCAUAUCUUUUCUUCUUGCCUGGAUAGAAACAUGGUUCUUGGAUUUCAAAGUUUUACCACAAGAAGCAGAAGAAGAAACCAGACUAUUGCUAGUACGGGAUGCCUCUGAACGAGCUGCCCUUAUUCAACCUGGGCUCCUUUCUGAUGGACAGUUUUAUUCCCCUCCUGAAUCUGAAGCAGGAUCUGAUGAAGAAUCUGAUGAAGAAAAGCAGGAUAGUGAAAAACCAGUUGUAUAACAAAUAUGGCAAUUUGAGAGCGAAAACUUGACUGUGGAAUAGCUUGAAGAUUCCCACUCAUGGAACUAUUAUGGUGAUGCUGGCAGUUCAGUUAUUGUUGAAACUCCUAAUGGCAUCGUUAAUUUAAUUAUUGAUCAAAGGAAUUUAUCUUCUUGCUCUGUAAUACCUCAUGAAACCUGUUUGCAUCUGCAUACAUCUAUAUAUAUAUAUGCAGACAGAACACACACACACACACACACACACACAUAUUUCUGUACAUGUGUGUGUUUAUGUGUGUGAUUGAAUCGUACCUAAUAUGAAGAAAUACUUGUUUAAAAUGUAUUAAUUUAUGUUUGAAAUACAUCUGAUCUACUGAGAUGUUGGGGAAUUAAAUCAGUAAAUACAGUCUUACCACUGUAUAGCGGUCAGCUAAUAAGAUGUUAGAUAUGCUAUAAUUUUUGCAUUAAUUUUAAAUUUUAACAAUGUAUCUUUUUUUUAAAUGAAGUACACAUUUGUGUAUUAAAGAAACACAUUAAUAAAAAGUGAUAUCAUAGA